Ictidomys tridecemlineatus (thirteen-lined ground squirrel) is the source of this 4247-nucleotide messenger RNA. It is a transcript of the gene Dna2, whose product is annotated as DNA replication helicase/nuclease 2. Gene Ontology annotation, biological process: replication fork reversal. Gene Ontology annotation, cellular component: cytoplasm. Gene Ontology annotation, molecular function: single-stranded DNA helicase activity; 5'-flap endonuclease activity. Lineage: Eukaryota; Metazoa; Chordata; Mammalia; Rodentia; Sciuridae. The record is from RefSeq and is a predicted model, not a curated record.
CGGCGCAUGCGCGUGGCGCCGCGCAGAUUCGCGCUUCUUUAUAGCUUCGGAGAUUUAAGGGUGGCUUCUGGUUCCCAGGGCUUUACCUUGUGGCUGUAUGCGGUCCCCGAGCCGAGGAUGGAGCAGCUAAACGAACUGGAGCUGUUGAUGGAGAAGAGUUUCGGAGAGGAGGCUGCGGCGCCAGAGGAGCAAUUUCAGAAGAAGAAGGAAGCUUCCUUUCCUAAGACAAUUCUGAGCCACGGAAUGGAUAACCGCUACCUGGUGUUAGCAGUCAAUACAGUACAGAAUAAAGAAGGAAACUAUGAAAAACACCUAAUCAUCACUGCUUCCCAAUCCCUAGACUAUAAAGAACAGUGCAUCCUUAGGAGUGACUGGUGUUCUGUACCAGUAGAGCCAGGGGAUAUCAUUCAUUUGGAAGGAGAUUGCAAAUCUGGCACAUGGAUAAUUGAUGAAGAUUUUGGAUAUCUGAUUCUGUAUCCAGACAUGCUGAUUUCUGGCACAAGCAUAGCCAGUAGUAUUCGAUGUAUGAGAAGAGCUGUACUAAGUGAAACUUUUAGGAGUUCUAAUCCAGCCACACGCCAAAUGCUGAUUGGUACCAUUCUCCAUGAAGUGUUUCAAAAAGCGAUAAGUAGUAAGAGCUUCACCCCUGAAAACCUGCAAGAACUUUCUUGUCAAAUUGUUCAGGAAAUAAAGCAUUUGAAAGAAAUGUACCGCUUGAAUCUGAAACCAGAUGAAGUAAAACAAGAAGUAGAGGAGUAUCUUCCUUCAUUUUCUAAGUGGGCUGGAGAUUUCAUGCAUCAGAGUACUUCAACUGACUUCCCUCAAAUGCAGCUCUCUCUGCCAAGUGAUGGUAGUAAUAAUAACUCAACACAAAACAUUGAAGUAAUAAACUCACUGGAUAUUGAAGAAAGCAUUUGGUCCCCUAGGUUUGGAUUGAAGGGCAAAAUAGAUGUUACAGUUGGUGUGAAAAUACAUCAAGGUUCUAAAACAAAAUAUAAAAUAAUGCCAUUGGAACUUAAAACCGGCAAAGAAUCCAAUUCUAUUGAACACCGUAGUCAGGUUGUUCUGUACACGCUGCUAAGCCAAGAGAGAAGAGCUGAUCCAGAGGCUGGCUUACUUCUCUACCUCAAGACUGGGCAGAUGUACCCUGUGCCUGCUAACCAUCUAGAUAAAAGAGAAUUAUUAAAGCUAAGAAACCAAAUGGCAUUUUUUUUGCUGCAUCGUAUUAGCAAAUCUCCUGGAAAGGAGAAGACACAGCUCACUUUUUUGCCACAAGUAAUUGAGGAAGAGAAAACCUGUAAAUAUUGUUCACAAGUGGGAAACUGUGCUCUUUAUAGCAGAGCAGUUGAACAACAGAUGGAUGAAAAUUCAGUCCCAGUGGUUAUGCUGUCCAAAAUUCAAGAAGAAACUUGUCAUCUGAAACUCACACACUUAGAGUAUUUCAGCCUUUGGUAUCUAAUGUUAACCCUGGAGUCACAAUCAAAAGAUAACAGAAAGAAUUACCAAAAUAUCUGGUUAAAGCCUGCUUCAGAAAUGGAGGAGAGUGGCAACUGCAUCGGAAACCUGAUUAGAACAGAACAUGUAAAGAGAGUUUGCGAUGGACAGUAUUUACAUCAUUUCCAGCGUAAAAAUGGUUCUAUGCCUGUCACAAACCUAAUGGCAGGUGACAGAAUUAUUUUAAGUGGAGAAGAGAGAACACUGUUUGCUUUGUCUAGGGGAUAUGUGAAGGAGAUUAACAUGACGACAGUAACUUGUUUAUUAGACAGGAACUUGUCAGUGCUUGCAGAGUCAACUCUGUUCAGAAUAGACCAGGAAGAAAAAAAUUGUGAUAUAGAUACCCCUUUAGGAAAUCUCUCUAAAUUGAUGGAGAACACUAAUGCCAGCAAAAAACUUCGAGAUUUAAUCAUUGACUUUCAUGAACCUCAGUUUAUACCCUACCUCAGCUCUGUUCUUCCACGUGAUGCAAAGGAUACAGUUGCCAACAUUCUAAAGGGAUUGAAUAAGCCUCAGAGACAAGCAAUGAAAAAGGUUCUUCUUUCAAAAGACUAUACCCUUAUUGUGGGUAUGCCUGGGACAGGAAAAACAACUACAAUAUGUACUCUCGUAAGAAUCCUCUAUGCCUGUGGUUUUAGUGUUUUGUUAACCAGCUAUACACAUUCUGCUGUUGACAAUAUACUUUUGAAGUUAGCCAAGUUUCAAAUAGGAUUUUUGCGUUUGGGUCAGACUCAAAAGGUUCAUCCAGAUAUCCGGAAAUUUACAGAAGAAGAAAUUUGCCGAUCUAAGUCCAUUAAAUCCUUAGCUCUUCUAAAAGAACUUUACAACUGUCAACUUAUAGUUGCAACAACAUGCAUGGGAAUAAGCCAUCCAAUAUUUUCCCGUAGAACCUUUGAUUUUUGUAUUGUGGAUGAAGCAUCUCAAAUUAGCCAACCAGUUUGCCUGGGGCCACUUUUUUUUGCUCAGAGAUUCGUGUUGGUGGGGGAUCAUCAGCAGCUUCCUCCCCUGGUGCUAAACCCAGAAGCAAGUGCUCUUGGCAUGAGUGAAAGCUUAUUCAAGAGGCUGGAGAAGAAUCAAAAUGCUGUUGUACAGUUAACAGUGCAGUACAGAAUGAACAGUAAAAUUAUGUCUCUAAGUAAUAAGCUGACCUAUGAUGGAAAGCUGGAGUGUGGAUCAGACAAAGUGGCCAAUGCAGUGAUAAACCUACCUCACUUUAAAGAUGUAAAGCUGGAACUGGAAUUCUAUGCUGAUUAUUCUGAUAAUCCUUGGCUGAUUGGAGUAUUUGAGCCAAAUAAUCCUGUUUGUUUUCUUAAUACAGAAAAGGUUCCAGCACCAGAACAAGUUGACAAAGGUGGUGUGAGCAACGUAACAGAAGCCAAACUCAUAGUUUUUCUGACCUCAAUGUUUAUUAAGGCUGGAUGUAAUCCCUCUGAUAUUGGUAUCAUUGCACCAUAUAGACAGCAAUUAAAGAUCAUCAAUGAUUUGUUGGAACAUUCUUCUGUUAAGAUGGUCGAAGUUAAUACAGUAGAUAAAUACCAAGGAAGAGACAAAAGAAUCAUCCUAGUGUCUUUUGUUAGAAGUAAUAAGGAUGGAACCCUUGGUGAACUCUUGAAAGAUUGGCGACGUCUCAAUGUUGCUAUCACCAGAGCCAAACAUAAACUGAUUCUCCUGGGCUGCGUGUCCUCACUGAAGCGCUAUCCUCCUUUGGAGAAGUUAUUUUGUUAUCUAAACACAGAAAAAUUAAUCAUUGAUCUCCCGUCAAGAGAACAUGAAAGUCUCUGUAACAUUUUGGAUGAUUUUCAAAGAGGAUAAAAUGCUGUUUUCCUUGCUUUUUGAUAUCUGGACAGUGUCUCUUGGCUCGUGUCUAAGAUUCAUAAUUUAGCUUUGCUCUAAAGGCCGUGUUUGGUUAAACUGUGAAAAUGACUUUUAAUCUUUUAACAUACAAUUCUAUUGCCAUACAAAAUUCAACACUACCUUUUUUCCAGUACAGAUGUGCUCCAAACUUUGGAAAGUCUAAAUUUAUAAGUAUGAUAAAUUCAUUUUGUAUGACCUAGAUAAAGAGUUUGAGGCCGGGCGCGGUGGUGCAACUUGGGAAAUUGGGAAGCGGCUCAGUGGUCAAGUGCCCCAGAGUUCAAUCCCUGGUACCCGACCCCCCCAAAAAAAAAAUUGACAAGAUUUUUUUUACCAACUUUAAAGAUGGAUUAAAUUUUGGAUCUAAGCUUUACAUUUUUAAGUUUAAAAUUUCAAAACUAAUUUGAUUUAUAGAUUCAGUCAUAAGAAUUAUAUCUGCAAGUUGGGCACAGUGAUGCAUGCCUAUAACCCCAGCAACUUGGAAGGCUGAGGCAGGAGAAUCCCAAGUUCAAGGCCAGCCUGGGCAGCUUAUCAAGACCCUAUCUCAAAAUAAAAAAGGCUGGGGGUGUGGCUCAGUGGUAUAGUCCCCUGGGGUUCAAUCUCCCCAUCCUCAGUAUCACACUCACAAAAAAAAGGUAUAGUCCCUAUUUUCAAUUAUUCUGUUUGUUUACCUCUUUGUUUGGGGACAUUAUUAAAUUUUCCCUUUUUGUAUAAAGAUACCUCAGAGUGAUUAAUUGUAUAUAUGAUGACAGAGUUUAGCCUUAGGGUUUCCAUCUUCUGGAAGAAAAAUCUUUCUAUUGAGUGUUUUUGUUUAACAUUAAUUUAACAUUCGUUAAAUAUUUUUAAAAUUAUUGCUUCUACCUUUGAAAUUCUUAUUUAAUAAAUUGUUUUUUACUGAUGGA